Molecule: messenger RNA, 1296 nt
Organism: Maudiozyma barnettii
Lineage: Eukaryota; Fungi; Ascomycota; Saccharomycetes; Saccharomycetales; Saccharomycetaceae
Gene: XDJ1
Product: Xdj1p
Exons: 1
Coding region: 1-1296 (431 amino acids)
Biological process (GO): protein refolding
Cellular component (GO): cytoplasm
Molecular function (GO): Hsp70 protein binding
Source: RefSeq, a predicted model, not a curated record
AUGAAUCCAUAUGAGGUGUUAGAGAUUAGUGAAGAGGCUACCGAGGUUGAAAUUAGGAAAGCUUAUAAGAAACAGGCAUUACGUUACCAUCCGGAUAAAGUCAUCGAUCCAGCAGAGAAAGAAGCUAACGAGAUCAAAUUCAAAGAAAUUACCCAUGCUUACGAGAUUUUGACUAACAAGGACUCUAACAAUGGUUUCUUUGGAGGUGAUGAGUACGAUAAUGAGGAUGAUGCCGAUUUUAGAAAUUUCUUCACACAGGAUUUUAAUGGUGGACCACCACCUCCACCACCUCAGACAAAGAACCCCGAUGUUAUAAUCGAAAUCGAAUUGACAACCACAGAAUUGUAUAAUGGUAAGAAUAUUAAAUUCCAAUUAUCCAGAGCAAUGGUAUGUGGGACAUGUGAAGGGAACGGUUGGAGACGUCGCAAAAAUGGGAAUCUAUAUGAACCACCAUUGAUCGAUUGUUCCAAAUGUCAUGGAAAAGGUUUUACUGAGAGAACUAUGAGGACACCAUUUGGGUUCAGUACGGUACAAAGGCUAGCAUGUACGAAAUGUGCUUCUAUUGGGAAAGUUAGAGCAAGACCAAAUUCCGAAAAGAAUAGAUGUAAGAAAUGCCAUGGGGAGGGAUUGGUACAAGUCUCGGAAACAGUCACAGUGUCUGUCCCUAGAGGUUAUACAGCUAAUGAUAGAAUAACUUUACAUAAACAAGCCGAUCAAACUUUAGAUGGGAAAGAUCCUGGAGACAUCGUCUUUGUUAUAAAGGAGAAGGCGACGUCAACAACAGGAAAUAUGAAGAGGCAUGAUAAAGACCUGUUCAUGUCUACAACAGUGACACUGAUGGAAGCAAUUGGUGGCUUCCAGGACAAAUAUCUUAUGAAGACAUAUGACAGUAGAACCUUAACAUGGUCGACCCCAAGUGGUAAAGUGCUUAGACCGGGCGAUAUAAUAAAAGUAUCUGGUGAAGGGUGGCCUAUUUCUACCGAUAAAACUUCACAUUCAGUGACCUUCGGAGAUCUAUAUGUCACCAUUAAUAUCGAGUUUCCACCGGAUAAUUGGGUGAACGAAAAGAACGAUCUAUUACAAUUACGAAACAUUUUACCUGGUGUCAAAAAAUCAAAGGAGGAUACAAUGCCAAUAGAUGCAAAGAAUUGUGAACAUAUCAAUUCAUUUGAAAUUGUCCAUGAAUUACCAAAGGAUGAACCUAAUACAAGUGAUAACGAUAAUCGACAAGAAGGUGAAGCUAAUCCGCAUCCGCAUCCGCAUCCGCAGGGAGUCCCGGAAUGUUCUACCCAAUAA